CAGACGACGAUGAUCUUCUGCUCUAUCCGAGCAGCCCUCCUCAUCUCUCUGAUCGCCGUGCUCUCCGUGCUCGCCCGAACAGCCAAGCCCAGGUCCAGGGGAAGGGGGUCCCGCUGGUGGAGUCUCGCCUACUCGGAAGAACCAACCAAUUUAGUGGUAGAUUUCCAGAGAGCAAAUCUGGUGAGCUUGAAAGGUUCCUCGCCCCUGUUGCCCCUGCGUAAAAAACAGCAGCGGCUGGUCAGGGACAAUCCAGGCGCCAUGGCGGCGAUCGGCAGGGGCGUCAAAGUUGCCAUUACAGAAUGCAAACACCAAUUAAGGAAGCGGAGGUGGAAUUGUCCAACCACUGAUUAUGCCAGAGGGAAGAAUAUCUUUGGGAAAAUUGUUCAGAAAGGUUGUCGUGAAACUGCUUUCCUCUACGCCAUCACUAGUGCUGGUGUCACUCAUGCACUGUCUCGUGCCUGCAGAGAGGGUCUGGUCAGCACAUGCAGUUGCGACUACAGGAGACGGGGGCCCAGUGGACUGGACUGGGAAUGGGGCGGUUGCAGUGACAACAUCGAGUUUGGAGCCAAGUUUUCCAGGCAAUUCGUAGAUGCUGCAGAACGGGGGAAAGAUCUCCGAUACAUCAUGAAUAUCCACAACAACGAGGCAGGGAGGACGCAUGUUGUAGCUGGAAUGCGUCGGCAGUGCAAGUGUCAUGGGAUGUCAGGCAGUUGUACAGUGCAAACCUGUUGGAUGCAACUACCUCCUUUCAGAGCUGUCGGUGAAGGACUCAAGGACAGAUUUGACGGAGCCUCCAGGGUUCUGGUUACCAAUCGUGGUAACGUAAGACGGCGUGCACUUCUCAAACCUUACCACCCCGAGCACAAACCUCCUUCCAAAAAGGACCUGGUGUACUUUGAAAGCAGUCCGGAUUUCUGUUUCCCGGAUGUAAGCUUGGGACACGGUGGUACUUUGGGGCGCAGUUGCAAUGAAUCGUCCAUUGGUUUGGACGGGUGCGACCUGAUGUGCUGUGGUAGAGGCUUCAAGACUGAGAACCGGGAAGAACAUUCGAGAUGUAAUUGCACUUUUCAUUGGUGCUGUCAAGUGGAGUGCAAAAUGUGCAAAAUGAAAAAGAUAGUCAACUCAUGUUUAUGA
This is a messenger RNA of Uloborus diversus, 1134 nucleotides long. Its product is annotated as protein Wnt-1-like. Gene Ontology annotation, biological process: multicellular organism development; cell fate commitment; neuron differentiation. The coding region runs from base 10 to 1134 and encodes 374 amino acids. Lineage: Eukaryota; Metazoa; Arthropoda; Arachnida; Araneae; Uloboridae. The record is from RefSeq and is a predicted model, not a curated record. The transcript is spliced from 4 exons. Gene Ontology annotation, molecular function: frizzled binding; cytokine activity. Gene Ontology annotation, cellular component: extracellular region.